Gracilinanus agilis (Agile Gracile Mouse Opossum) is the source of this 3362-nucleotide messenger RNA. It is a transcript of the gene RO60, whose product is annotated as Ro60, Y RNA binding protein. The record is from RefSeq and is a predicted model, not a curated record. The coding region runs from base 1008 to 2624 and encodes 538 amino acids. Gene Ontology annotation, molecular function: RNA binding. The transcript is spliced from 9 exons. Gene Ontology annotation, cellular component: ribonucleoprotein complex. Lineage: Eukaryota; Metazoa; Chordata; Mammalia; Didelphimorphia; Didelphidae.
AAGUAACAUCCGGGAUUCUCUAAAGAGGUGUGGGGAAAGGGGGCGGGACGGAAUCUGGUAGGGAAAGGGAAAACAUCUGCCGGCGUAGCCGCAUCAAUAGCUGCUUCCCACGGAGGCCAGCCUCGGCCGGGCGCCCCUUUGCGGAGCCGCCUGCCCUGAGGCGCCCUGUCCGACUGCGCGGCGGCGCUCAGAAAUAUAUUUGAGACUACAGAAGGAUUAUUUUUGACUGAUGACCUUAAGAUGAAUUUUGAAGAAUAAAAAAAGAAUUCUGGCAGGUCAGUUAAAUAGAAAACUAUUUAAAUAUGUACAGAGGAAAUGAAAGAUAAUCUCAGAGGAAAGGCAGGUGUCCUAACCAAGUUUUCUUAGGUACCUGUGUAUCUAAAACAAAAUUAAAUUUUCAUUGACAAACUCAUCUCUUUUGAUUCAGAUGUCUUGUUGAUAUAAAUAUGUUUACUUUUAUUAGGAAUUACAAUCCAAUAAAAGUUAUAAGGAAAGGGCUUUUUAAAACAAAUAAUUUCUGGUCUUCCCAUAACCCACAUAAAAUAUUCAGAUGUGUUUAGAUAUUCAACACAUUUGUUGAGCACUCACUGGAUGACUAACAUUGUUUAAGAAAGUCAGCUGUAUUAAAUCUUUUUUUAAUAAUCCUAAGACAAGAGUUAUUAACCUUUUUUGUGUUAAUGGAUUCCUUUGGUGGUCAAGUGAAGUUGGAAAUAUCCUGAUCUGUAAAAUAGAGAUAAUAAUAGUACUUACCUCACCCAAGAGUGCUUAUGCUAGGAAUGGCUCUGCUGUAUAAUAUGGCUUCACUGUUUUCUUUGAAGUAUUCUAAGUUCCUAGAAAUGUACCAGUAUGUAAAUGCAAAUAAGCAAGAAUUAAAGGUACUUUAUAUAUUUGAGCUUUGCUAUUUUAUAUUCCACUUCUAACAUGGUGAUCUUCUUGGCAGGUUUCCUUAAAAAAAAAAAAAAAAAAGGAAGAAAAGAAAAGAAAAGAAAAGAAAAGAAAAGAAAAGAAUGGAGGAAUCAGUAAACCAAAUGCAGCCACUGAAUGAGAAACAGGUGACCAAUUCUGCCAGUGGCUAUGUAUGGCAGGUCACAGACAUGAAUCGACUACAUCGUUUCUUAUGUUUUGGUUCUGAAGGUGGUACUUACUACAUCAAAGAGCAGAAAUUGGGCCUUGAAAAUGCUGAAGCUUUAAUUAGACUGAUUGAAGAUGGCAAAGGAUGUGAAGUGAUCCAAGAAAUAAAGACUUUUAGUCAAGAAGGGAGAACAGCAAAGCAGGAGCCAAUGCUUUUUGCUCUCGCCAUUUGCUCACAGUGUUCUGAUAUAAACACAAAACAAGCAGCAUUUAAAGCAGUUCCUGAAGUUUGUCGAAUACCUACUCACCUCUUCACUUUUAUUCAGUUUAAAAAAGAUCUAAAGGAAAGCAUGAAAUGUGGUAUGUGGGGCCGUGCCCUCAGGAAAGCCAUAGCAGACUGGUAUAAUGGGAAAAGUGGCAUGGCAGUUGCCCUGGCUAUAACAAAAUAUAAACAAAGAAAUGGCUGGUCACACAAAGAUCUCUUAAGAUUGUCUCAUCUUAAACCUUCUAAUGAAGGACUUGCUAUUGUCACUAAGUAUGUUACAAAGGGUUGGAAGGAGGUGCAAGAAGCAUAUAAAGAUAAGGCUGUUUCUCCAGAAACUGAAAAGUUACUGAAAUAUCUGGAAGCUGUGGAGAGAGUGAAGCACACAAAAGAUGAAUUGGAAGUUAUUCAUCUAAUAGAAGAGCAUAAAUUAGUUAGAGAACAUCUUCUGACUAAUCAUCUAAAGUCUAAAGAAGUGUGGAAAGCCUUGUUACAGGAGAUGCCUCUUACUGCAUUGCUGAGGAAUUUAGGGAAGAUGACAGCUAAUUCAGUGCUUGAGCCAGGAAGUUCAGAAGUUUCUUCAGUAUGUGAAAGACUGUGUAAUGACAAACUUUUAAAAAAGGCUCGCAUACAUCCAUUCCAUGUUUUAGUUGCAUUAAAAACAUAUAAAACAGGACAUGGGCUCCGCGGAAAACUGAAGUGGCUUCCUGAUGAAGACAUUUUGAAAGCAUUGAAUACUGCAUUUUAUAAAACAUUUAAGACAGUCGAACCAACAGGAAAACGUUUCUUGCUAGCUGUUGAUGUCAGUGGUUCCAUGGACCAAAGAGUUUUGGGCAGUAUACUCAAUGCUAGUACAGUUGCUGCAGCAAUGUGUAUGGUUGUUGCAAGAACAGAAAAAGAUUCUCAUAUAAUUGCAUUUUCACAUGAAAUGGUGCCAUGCCCAGUGACUGUGGAUAUGACUUUAUGUCAGGUAUUGAAAAUUAUGGAUGAGAUUCCAAUGGGUUGUACUGAUUGUUCUCUUCCCAUGAUAUGGGCUCAGAAGACAAACACAGCUGCUGAUGUCUUCAUUGUGUUCACUGAUAAUGAGACCUAUUUUGGAAGUGUCCAUCCAGCUGUUGCUUUGAGAGAUUACCGAAUGAAAAUGGAUAUUCCAGCUAAAUUGAUUGUUUGUGGAAUGACCUCAAAUGGUUUUACCAUUGCAGACCCAGAUGACAGAGGCAUGUUGGAUAUGUGUGGCUUUGACACAGGAGCUCUGGAUGUAAUUCGAAAUUUCACAAUGGAUGUGAUUUAAUCUUCUGGCAUCAGCACUUCACUUCAGGUCCAUUGCUGGCAGUGGAUUUUGAUACAAAGACCUAAUUACCAGUUUAAACUUAAUCAACUGAAAAAUGACAUAUCCAGAAAGUUAACCUUUUAUCUUUUUUUCAAAAGCAAAGUAAGAAACAUAAAAUUACUUUCCUAUCUACUACAUAUAAUUUAAACUGCUAAUAAAUUAAACUCAACCAACAUUUAUGAGGCACCUACUGCUAAACUCACUGGAAAAACUUUACCUUCAACUUCUACUUAGAAGAGAAAUUUUGCCUCCUGAUGCAUUCACUGAAGAAUACUUUUACGUUAGAAAAUCUUUAAUACUAUUUAUUAGGUGAGAGCCAAAAAUCAAAGAGGUCCUGACAUCAUAGACUGUGUGCCAGCUGUGUUUAAAAUUUUCUGUGUUUUCAUUUAAACAGGAUAACUUUAUUGAAACUUCCAUUGUUUGAAUUCCAAAUGCUGAAUAUACUCUCUGGGUGCACUAGACCAUGUGACUGUGAUGGAAUAUAAAAAUGAUUUGUAAAGUUUUCUACUUGGGAAAGGGGGGAAUAAGGAGCCAGUGGAUCACACCAAGAAAUUUGAUGAAGUGAUCAGAGCUACAUUUUACCCUCUAAAAUAAUUUGUGUGACUUCUUAAGGUCACAUUUUUAGUAGUUUUCAUACAUGUUGAAAAUCAACUUUUAACAAUUUUUAAUUAGCACUCACAGAAUGCAAGGUAGGUAAUC